UCUAGACAUGGAAGUGCCAAAGUCAUGCAUGCCUUGGUCUCAAAGAUUAGGUGACCAGCCGGUGUCAAGUUGCCAGACGCCAGUAUUUUUGGCCUAUAUAUAACCCCUAAUGGCUAAUGAUCUAAAAACCAUAGUACACUUCUGAACUUUUUAUCUUCUUCUACUUUAAUUUGUGAAAUAUAAUAUAUUUAUAUUUGAUCACUUCUGAGAAUGGCUGCUUCUUCUUCAUUAAGUAUCGUUGUCAUGUUUGUUCUUGUGCUUUUGAUCAUCAUGGGGAGCAGUACUUCUGCUCAUCUCUCAACAAAUUUCUACUCUAAAUCCUGUCCAAAGGUCUUCUCUACGGUUGAGUCUGUAGUUCAAUCUGCAGUGUCAAAAGAGCGCCGCAUGGGUGCUUCUCUCGUCCGCUUGUUCUUCCACGACUGUUUUGUCAAUGGCUGUGAUGGGUCAAUACUCCUAGAUGACACUUCUUCUUUCAGAGGGGAGAAAACUGCAGGUCCCAACAAUAAUUCCUUGAGAGGAUUUAAUGUUGUUGAUGAAAUUAAGGCCAAGGUGGAGAAAGUAUGUCCUGGUGUAGUUUCCUGUGCUGAUAUCUUAGCCAUUGCAGCUCGGGACUCUGUUGUUAUUCUAGGAGGGCCCGACUGGGAUGUUAAACUCGGAAGAAGGGAUUCAAAAACCGCCAGCUUUUCUGCUGCCAAUAGUGGUGUCAUCCCACCUCCUAGUUCUACCCUUAGCCAACUCAUCAAUAGAUUCCAAGCGCGAGGUCUUUCUGCCAAGGACAUGGUUGCAUUAUCUGGAGCUCACACAAUUGGGAAGGCAAGGUGCUUAAUUUUCAGAGAUCGCAUAUACAAUGAGACAAACAUUGAUAGUUCAUUUGCAAAGGCAAGGCGAAGUAGCUGCCCAAGAACCAGUGGCUCAGGGGACAACAAUCUUGCACCUCUAGACGUCGGAACCCCAAAUUCUUUUGACUCAAAAUACUUCCAAAACCUGUUAAACAAAAAGGGUCUGCUCCACUCAGACCAAAUACUCUUCAAUGGUGGAUCCACCGAUUCAUUGGUUAAAACAUACAGUAGCAAUAUCAAGACAUUCUAUUCCGACUUUGUUACUGCAAUGAUAAAGAUGGGAGAUAUUACGCCACUCACCGGAUCCAGCGGUGAAAUCAGGAAGAAUUGCAGGAGGCCUAAUUAAUUGCUGGAGAUAAUUAUUUAAUCUCUUUGGUUUGGAAAUGAAAGUGUUCUUUUGCUUUGGUCCAAUAAUUGACGACUAGCCGAUUCGUUUUCUUAUAUCGUAGUAGGGCAGUAACAAUGAAAAACUGUACUAGCUAUUCCUGAUAAUUAAAUCCCCCGAAAAAAAAAGACUCGGAGGAUGAUUUCAUAUUGAGUUCCCAAAGGGACAAUCUUGUGUAAUAUGCUGUGUAGGGCUGGUUGUUAUUUUUAUGCAAAUUAAUGGAUAAU
This is a messenger RNA of Durio zibethinus, 1451 nucleotides long. Its product is annotated as peroxidase 4-like. Gene Ontology annotation, molecular function: heme binding; peroxidase activity. Lineage: Eukaryota; Viridiplantae; Streptophyta; Magnoliopsida; Malvales; Malvaceae. The record is from RefSeq and is a predicted model, not a curated record. Gene Ontology annotation, biological process: hydrogen peroxide catabolic process; response to oxidative stress.